This is a messenger RNA of Symbiodinium natans, 507 nucleotides long. NCBI's taxonomy places the organism in Eukaryota, Dinophyceae, Suessiales, Symbiodiniaceae. The record is from the annotation of a GenBank genome assembly.
AUGAAGCGUCCUACUUCGCUCAACCAAGCAUGGGCUGUGUUAAUGGGACGACGUGCCUGUUGGACGACAUCAGCGGCAAGCAUCGUCCACGAUCAUCAUCUCGUGUUGCAAACCUGCGGGGUGCAAAAUGCUAUGGCCUAUGAUACGACGACCCAUCCCGGCUGGUGUGGUUGCAGCACACCUGUGUGGACUCGACGGCGAUGGCGCGCCCGAUUUCUUGGGUCAGAAUCCACAGCAGGAAGUACUUACCGACUUUGCUUGUGUCACUCGGCAGAUGACUGUGCGUCUCGCGCAUCCUUUGCUGUGGAUGUGGGCUCCAAAGACAUUAGCAGCGGCCGAACGCGCGUCAGUGGUCAGAACUGCUUUAUCUGCCGAUUGGUUUUGACGCCAGCAAUUCGAGACUCUCUCACCACCCGAGCAAAGCGAACUUCUGGCAACGGCCAUGCUUGUGUUGGAGAACUUGAGUCUCUUGCUGACAACAGCACUUGCGAGUUGGUUUCACAGUAA